AUGGAAGAUAGCAAUAGGAAUGAUGAGGAUUUUAUUACUUUCUAUGAAAUAUUGAAAUUUAAUAAUACUGGAAUAUCUCAAAAUAUCAUUCAAAAUAAAGAUGAAAAGUAUAAAAUUGAAGAAGAAGCAUCUAAUGAGUAUAGCCAACUAGAAUUACAGAGCAUAAUCGAUGAAAAAGAACAGAUCAAAGGAAAAAUGCAAAAAUUAAAAAUUACAAUCGAUGAAGCUUUAAAAAAUAGAACAGGUUAUGGAAUCAGGAUUUUUUUUGCGAAUCUAGAAGCUUAUGUUAAUUUACUACCAUAUCGAUUACUUGACCUUAAGCUUUUAUCUAAAAAGUUUGAUAAUGGCCCAGUAGAGCUUGCGCCUGAACACAACAAUAUAUACAUAUCACAAAUUAUUGAAGCAAAUAAUACACAAAGCAACGAAUCUGAAACAUUUACAUGGAAAGAUGGCAAGUUGAUUAAUACUCCACUUGAAUAUAAAGAGUUUUUGAAUGCUUAUAUAAAUCUAUUGGUAACGCCUUAUAGUAGAGAAGAAUUAAACAUAAAUAUUACGGAUGAUACAUUAUUGUUAUUUAUGAAAAGUCCUAUAAUUGAUAAGAGUAUAUAUUUGUAUAUUUGCAAUGAUUUAUUAUGUGUAAAUAUACCAGAAAGUUAA
This is a messenger RNA of Ordospora colligata OC4, 657 nucleotides long. RefSeq lists its product as uncharacterized. The record is from RefSeq and is a predicted model, not a curated record. The transcript has a single exon. The coding region runs from base 1 to 657 and encodes 218 amino acids. Lineage: Eukaryota; Fungi; Microsporidia; Ordosporidae.